Messenger RNA from Lepus europaeus (European hare), 5476 nucleotides. RefSeq names its product pleckstrin homology like domain family B member 1 (gene PHLDB1). Lineage: Eukaryota; Metazoa; Chordata; Mammalia; Lagomorpha; Leporidae. Gene Ontology annotation, cellular component: basal cortex. The coding region runs from base 36 to 4511 and encodes 1491 amino acids. The transcript is spliced from 24 exons. Gene Ontology annotation, biological process: regulation of microtubule cytoskeleton organization. The record is from RefSeq and is a predicted model, not a curated record. Gene Ontology annotation, molecular function: protein binding.
UCGCGGCUCGGCCCCGCAGGCCGCGGGUCGCAGCCAUGCGACGCCCGGGGCGAGGCCGCGGCUGGGCCCCCAAGACGCAGGAGCUCUGGAACCCCAGGACCAUGGAUGCUCUCAACAGGAGCCAGGGAGGCCCUGUAUGCAAGACCCAGGCCAUGGUGCAGAAGGGACCUUUGGACCUGAUCGAGACAGGCAAAGGGCUGAAGGUGCAAACGGACAAACCCCAUCUGGUGAGCCUGGGCAGUGGGCGACUCAGCACGGCUGUUACCCUCCUGCCGCUGGAGGAAGGGAGGACGGUGAUUGGCUCUGCAGCCAGGGACAUCUCGCUGCAGGGCCCGGGCCUGGCUCCAGAACACUGCUACAUCGAGAAUCUUCAGGGCACCCUCACCCUCUACCCCUGUGGCAAUGCCUGUAGUAUUGAUGGGCUCCCUGUCCGGCAGCCCACCCGGCUCACUCAGGGCUGCAUGUUGUGCCUGGGUCAGUCCACCUUUCUCCGCUUUAACCACCCUGCUGAAGCCAAGUGGAUGAAGAGCAUGAUCCCAGCAGGGGGCCGGGUCCCUGGGCCCCCCUACAGCCCUGGUCCUGCGGAACCAGACAGCCUGGUGAAUGGGAACCACACCCCACAGCCUUCAACCCGGGGACCCUCAGCCUGUGCCAGCCACAGUUCCCUGGUGAGCUCUAUUGAGAAGGACCUGCAGGAAAUCAUGGACUCACUGGUGCUAGAGGAUCCUGGAGCUGCUGGCAAGAAGCCCACCACAGUGUCCCCACUGUCGCCACUGGCUAAUGGUGGGCGCUACCUGCUGUCCCCCCCAACUAGCCCUGGUGCCAUGUCUGUGGGCUCCAGCUAUGAGAACACCUCUCCAGCCUUCUCACCACUCUCCUCGCCAGCCAGCAGUGGGAGCUGUGCCAGCCACUCACCCAGUGGGCAGGAGCCAGGACCUUCCGUGCCCCCGCUGGUGCCUGCCCGCUCUUCCAGCUACCAUCUGGCCCUGCAACCCCCACAGUCCCGCCCUAGUGGUGCCCGUUCCUCCGAGAGCCCCCGGCUGGGCAGGAAGGGGGGUCACGAGAGGCCUCCCAGCCCUGGCCUCCGGGGUCUGCUGACAGACAGCCCAGCCGCCACGGUCUUGGCAGAGGCCCGCAGAGCCACUGAGAGCCCCCGACUGGGUGGGCAGCUGCCCGUGGUAGCCAUCAGCCUGAGUGAAUACCCAGCCUCCGGUGCCCGCAGCCAACCCACCAGCAUUCCUGGCAGCCCCAAGUUCCAGCCUCCAGUCCCGGCUCCCCGCAACAAGAUUGGCACACUCCAGGACCGCCCUCCCAGCCCUUUCCGUGAGCCCCCGGGCCCUGAGCGGACCUUGACUGCCAGCCCCUCGCGCCAACUGGUGGGGCGAACAUUCUCAGAUGGGUCAGCUGCCCGCACCCUGCAGCCUCCUGAGAGCCCACGCCUGGGCCGGCGUGGUCUAGACAGCAUGCGCGAGCUCCCUCCCUUGAGCCCAUCUCUGUCCCGACGAGCUCUCUCUCCGCUGCCCACCCGGACCGCCCCAGACCCCAAGCUAACCAGGGAAGUGUCAGAGAGUCCACGGCCCCGGCGCUGGGCAGCCCAUGGGACAUCACCAGAGGACUUCUCCCUGACGCUGGGGGCCCGCGGGCGGAGGACACGGAGCCCCUCGCCCACUCUGGGCGAGUCCCUGGCACCCCGCAAGGGCAGCUUCAGUGGCAGGCUGAGCCCGGCCUACAGUCUGGGCUCCCUCACUGGGGCUUCCCCCCGCCAGAGCCCCCGUGCGCAGAGGAAGCUCUCCAGUGGGGACCUGCGGGUGCCUGUCACACGGGAGCGGAAGAACAGCAUCACGGAGAUCAGUGACAAUGAGGAUGACCUCCUGGAGUACCACCGGCGGCAGCGCCAGGAGCGGCUCCGGGAGCAGGAGAUGGAGAGGCUGGAACGGCAGCGCCUGGAGACCAUCCUGAACCUGUGUGCUGAGUACAGCCGGGCUGACGGGGGCCCCGAGGCUGGGGAGCUCCCCAGCAUCGGGGAAGCCACUGCAGCACUGGCACUGGCAGGCCGGAGGCCCUCACGAGGCCUUGCCGGGGCUAUGGGGACCUCUGGGCGGAACAGUGAGGAGCCCGGAGCUGCCACCCAGCGCCUGUGGGACAGCGUGGACCGCUCAGAUGAGGAGAACCUCAAGGAGGAGUGCAGCAGCACUGAGAGUACCCAGCAGGAGCAUGAAGAUGCACCUAGUGCCAAGCUGCAGGGAGAGGUGCUAGCCCUGGAGGAGGAGCGGGCUCAGGUGCUGGGGCGUGUGGAGCAGCUCAAGGUCCGUGUGAAGGAGCUGGAACAGCAGCUGCAGGAGUCGGCACGCGAGGCGGAAAUGGAGCGGGCCCUGCUGCAGGGGGAGCGGGAGGCAGAGCGGACGCUGCUGCAGAAGGAGCAGAAGGCGGUGGACCAGCUGCAGGAGAAGCUGGUGGCCCUGGAGUCGGGCAUCCAGCAGGAGAGGGACAAGGAGGCAGAGGCCCUGGAGACGGAGACCAAGCUCUUUGAGGACCUGGAGUUCCAGCAGCUGGAGCGGGAGAGCCGCGCGGAGGAGGAGCGUGAGCUGGCCGGCCAGGGGCUGCUGCGCAGCAAGGCCGAGCUGCUCCGCAGCGUGGCCAAGAGGAAGGAGCGCCUGGCAGUUCUGGACAGUCAGGCCGGGCAGAUCCGGGCGCAGGCUGUGCAGGAGUCGGAGCGCCUGGCCCGUGACAAGAAUGCCUCGCUGCAGCUGCUGCAGAAGGAGAAGGAGAAACUGACCAUGCUGGAGAGGAGAUACCACGCGCUCACGGGGGGCAGGCCUUUCCCGAAGACCACCUCCACUCUCAAAGAGGCUGAGCUGCUCAUCCCCCAGUCCUCAGACCUGGGCCUGGGGACUAAGGCUCUGAGCCUGUUGCCAGGGGCUUCUCAGGCUGGGGCCUCCUCUGUCCCAUUAACUCCAUCUGCUUCCACUCUGCUCUGCCCCAAAGCCCAAGAGUACGUGACGCUUGAGCAGCUAAAGGUGAUGUGGGGCAGCUCAGCCGUGGCCCCAGCACCUGCGCCAGGCCUGCCUUCCUGGGCCUCUGCCUCUCGGGACCUCGUUCCCACCAGCAGCUUUGCUCCCGUGCCGCCCUCCUCCUCCUCCUCUGCUUCCAUCACGCCUUCCCCCAAGAUGGAGAAGCUGCUGCUCCCUGCCGUAGACUUAGAGCAGUGGUACCAGGAGCUGAUGGCGGGGCUGGGGACUGGCCCUGCAGCGGCCUCCCCUCGCUCCUCGCCCCCGCCUCUGCCAGCCAAAGCUUCCCGUCAGCUGCAGGUUUACCGCUCUAAAAUGGAUGGUGAGGCCACCGGACCCCUGCCCCGGACCCGCAGCGGCCCCCUUCCUUCCUCCUCUGGCUCCUCCUCUUCCUCCUCCCAGCUCAGCGUGGCUACCCUGGGCCGUAGCCCUUCCCCGAAGAGCGCCCUCCUCGCCCAGAAUGGCACAGGCAGCCUUCCUCGCAACCUGGCUGCCACACUGCAGGACAUCGAAGCCAAGCGCCAGCUGGCGCUGCAGCAGAAGGGGCAGCAGGUGAUCGAGGAGCAGCGGCGGCGACUGGCCGAGCUGAAGCAGAAGGCGGCGGCCGAGGCGCAGUGCCAGUGGGAUGCGCUGCACGGCGCGGCGCCCUUCCCCCCACUCAUGCACCACUCCAUCCUACACCACCUGCCGGCGGGCCGGGAGCGCGGGGAGGAGGGCGAGCAUGCCUACGACACGCUGAGCCUGGAGAGCUCGGACAGCAUGGAGACGAGCAUCUCCACCGGGGGCAACUCGGCCUGCUCCCCCGACAACAUGUCCAGUGCCAGUGGUCUGGACAUGGGGAAGAUCGAGGAGAUGGAGAAGAUGCUGAAAGAGGCCCACGCGGAGAAGAGCCGGCUCAUAGAGUCAAGGGAGCGGGAGAUGGAGCUGCGGCGGCAGGCCCUGGAGGAAGAGCGUCGCAGGCGGGAGCAGGUGGAACGGCGGCUACAGAGCGAGAGUGCCCGGAGGCAGCAGCUGGUGGAGAAGGAGGUCAAGAUGCGGGAGAAGCAGUUUUCCCAGGCCCGACCCCUGACCCGCUACCUGCCGAUCCGGAAGGAGGACUUUGACCUGAAGACCCACAUCGAGUCCUCAGGCCACGGGGUGGACACCUGUUUGCACGUGGUGCUCAGCAGCAAGGUCUGCCGUGGCUACUUGGUCAAGAUGGGCGGCAAGAUUAAGUCUUGGAAGAAGCGCUGGUUUGUCUUCGACCGGCUCAAGCGCACCCUGUCCUACUAUGUGGACAAACAUGAGACAAAGCUGAAGGGCGUCAUCUACUUCCAGGCCAUCGAGGAAGUGUACUACGACCACCUGCGCAGUGCAGCCAAGAGCCCGAACCCAGCGCUCACCUUCUGUGUGAAGACCCACGACCGGCUCUACUACAUGGUGGCCCCGUCCGCAGAGGCCAUGCGCAUCUGGAUGGACGUCAUCGUCACAGGGGCCGAGGGCUACACUCAGUUCAUGAACUGACCACCGCGGCUCCCAGAGACAGCCGCGCUGGGCGCGGGAGCAGGUGGAGCCGAGCGCAGCCAGCGGCCAGGUUCUGAGAACCAGCCAGAAGACGGGGUGGGGAGAGGAGCCCAGAAUUCUUCGAGGUCCCACCCCAGGCCCAGCCAGGGCUGAGGAACUGUCACCAAGUGGGCCUCCAGCCCUGGCCUGGCACCUGCGCCCUGUCCCCUUGCGUAAAGGACACAUACGGUACCAGAGUCUGCCAAAGAUCCUCCCCCGCCCCUGCCCCAUGCCAGGGCCAUGGGGGCUGGGCAGAGCCACAUGCAGAGUGGGGUGACAGCUCGGGCGGCGUGUCUCAACCCCGGUUCUGCCCGGAAGCUCUCCCCUUUCUACUUUUUAUAAGUUUGUUCAGGGGCCCGAGGCCGGGAGCAUCACCCUGGAGGUCCCAGUCCCAUCCUGUCAGGGCAGGACCAGCACCCUGAGCUGCACAGUGUGCUGUCGCCAUGGUAACAUGCUAACUGCCUCGCCCUGGGCCCCCCCAAGGGUCCCUGCCAUCAUCUCUCCCGCCGGGGGCGGGGGCCUGGCCCUAGACACUGCUCCCCUGCCUGUGUCUCUGAACCCUGAGGCACAGCUCGGCCCAUCAGCCCUCGCCCUCCCACUCGUGCCUUGCUUAGAGCCAGAGGGGGUGCAGAGACCCUGAGCCCCCGGAGUAAGGGCCGGCCCGGUCCUGACAGGGAAAAUUGGCUGCUCAGAGCUGGCAGAGUAGAGGCCUGGGCAAGGAGGGGAAGCCUGGAGCUGCGGCUGGCCUCCUGGCAGCCUCCCCAGGCCCUGGAGUAGAAUGACAGCCGGGCCUCAGCCCUUUGCGCCUUAACACUAAGCCCACCUCCCGCCGUCUCCCCAGCCCCGGGCCCUCGGCCGCCGGGCCGGGCUGCGGGUUCUCAGUAUUUGUAAGUGUUUCUGCGGAACAAUAAAGCAUUUGAGCUAGG